Ascochyta rabiei is the source of this 648-nucleotide messenger RNA. RefSeq names its product SNAP receptor. Gene Ontology annotation, cellular component: endoplasmic reticulum-Golgi intermediate compartment; endoplasmic reticulum membrane; ER to Golgi transport vesicle membrane. NCBI's taxonomy places the organism in Eukaryota, Fungi, Ascomycota, Dothideomycetes, Pleosporales, Didymellaceae. Gene Ontology annotation, biological process: endoplasmic reticulum to Golgi vesicle-mediated transport; retrograde vesicle-mediated transport, Golgi to endoplasmic reticulum; vesicle fusion with Golgi apparatus. Bases 1 to 648 code for a protein of 215 amino acids. The record is from RefSeq and is a predicted model, not a curated record. The transcript is spliced from 4 exons. Gene Ontology annotation, molecular function: SNAP receptor activity.
AUGAUCAAGCACACAAUUAUCUCGCGACUCGACGGUCUGAUCCUGACUGCUUCGGUUGACGAUGGGCAAGAAGACGCAGAAUUCAGCGAGGUCAAGGGCAAGGUCAAGCUCGUCCAGCGCCGCCUAAAUCGCAACUCAGAGCCGCAAGCCAGCAUCGAAAGCGGCUCCUACACAUACCACUACCUCAUCAGCGGCGAUCUCUGUUUCCUCUGCAUAUGCGACCGCUCCUACCCCCGAAAGCUCGCCUUCACGUAUCUCUCUGAUCUCUCGCAAGAGUUCACCACCAUCUACCAGCCACAACAGUACCUCUUACCGUCGUGCCGGCCGUACGCAUUCGUAGAGUUCGACACUUUCAUCCAGCGCACCAAGAAGACAUACCAAGACUCGCGGGCAACACAGAAUCUCGAUAAACUCAACGAUGAGUUGAAAGACGUGACAAAGGUCAUGACGAAGAACAUCGAGGAUCUGCUGUACAGAGGAGACAGCUUAGAGCGCAUGGGAGACAUCUCGAGCAGACUAAGGGAAGACAGCAGAAAAUACAAGAAGGCGGCAGUCAGGAUUAAUUGGGAGCUCCUGCUGAAGCAGUACGGUCCGAUUGGAGGUCUUGCGUUCAUCGUCAUCGUGUUCAUUUGGUGGAGAUUUUUCUAG